Molecule: messenger RNA, 1303 nt
Organism: Anolis sagrei ordinatus
Lineage: Eukaryota; Metazoa; Chordata; Lepidosauria; Squamata; Anolidae
Product: glycerol-3-phosphate dehydrogenase 1-like protein
Biological process (GO): glycerol-3-phosphate catabolic process; carbohydrate metabolic process
Cellular component (GO): cytosol; glycerol-3-phosphate dehydrogenase (FAD) complex
Molecular function (GO): NAD binding; protein homodimerization activity; glycerol-3-phosphate dehydrogenase [NAD(P)+] activity
Source: RefSeq, a predicted model, not a curated record
CCUGCGGACCCAAAGGAGGCCUUAGGAGGCUGAUCCUCCACGCCCACUUCCACGCGCCUCUCUUCCGACUCGGGUGGCUCCCCCUGGUCUUUGAGGCUCGAAGGCUCUCGGGUCCGGCGCUGCAGGAGGCUCGGCGGGUCCGGAGCCAGCAGCAAGAUGCCUCCGAAGAAAGUCUGCAUCAUCGGGGCGGGGAACUGGGGAUCUGCCAUUGCGAAAAUCAUAGGUGAGAACGCCCAGAAAUCGAACAUGUUUGAAUCUACAGUUAAGAUGUGGGUGUUUGAAGAGAUAAUCAAUGGCCGGAAACUCACUGAAAUAAUAAACCAAGAUCAUGAAAAUGUAAAGUAUCUCCCAGGGCAUAAGCUACCUCGGAAUGUGGUUGCUGUCCCAAAUGUAAAAGAAGCAGCAGAAGGGGCAGAUCUCCUAGUAUUUGUUAUACCUCAUCAGUUCAUUCCAAAAAUCUGUGAGGAGCUUACUGGCAAUGUGAAAGCCGGUGCCAUUGGGAUUUCAUUGAUCAAGGGUAUAGAUGAAGGCCCCGAUGGGCUGAAACUCAUAUCAGACAUUAUUCGAGAAAAACUGAAGAUAGAUGUCAGCGUGCUCAUGGGGGCCAACAUUGCUAAUGAAGUCGCAGAUGACAUGUUCUGUGAAACAACCAUAGGUUGCAAAAAUCCUGCAAGUGGGAAGAUCUUUAAGGAAUUAAUUCAAACCCCAAAUUUCAGAAUUGCAAUAGUAGAAGACUGUGACACUGUGGAACUCUGUGGGGCCUUAAAAAACAUCGUGGCAGUGGGGGCUGGUUUUUGUGAUGGCUUGGGCUUUGGAGACAACACCAAGGCAGCUGUAAUUCGUCUGGGCCUGAUGGAGAUGAUUGCCUUUGCGAAACUAUUCUGUAAAGGCACUGUAACACUAGAUACAUUUCUGGAAAGUUGUGGCAUUGCAGAUCUGAUCACAACAUGCUACGGGGGAAGGAACAGGAAGGUGGCUGAAGCUUUUGCAUGUGGUGAAAAAACAAUCGAACAGCUCGAAAAAGAAAUGUUAAAUGGACAAAAGCUUCAAGGACCUCAGACAUCAGCGGAAGUCUAUAAAAUCCUGAAGCAGAAGAAACUGAUUGACAAGUUUCCAUUAUUUGUAAAUAUCUACCUCAUCUGCUACAAAGGAAAGUCUGUCAAGGAGUUUGUCACUUGCCUGCAGAAUCAUCCACAUCACAAGUAAGAUCGUGUUGUGCUCUCCCGUUACGUAUCCCACUGCUCAAGCCUUCUGUCAACAUGACCAUGAUGAAUAAAAGCAAGCAAACCAAGAUAAAUCUGUA